Molecule: messenger RNA, 1851 nt
Organism: Mandrillus leucophaeus (drill)
Lineage: Eukaryota; Metazoa; Chordata; Mammalia; Primates; Cercopithecidae
Gene: ORC4
Product: origin recognition complex, subunit 4
Exons: 14
Coding region: 290-1600 (436 amino acids)
Biological process (GO): DNA replication; DNA replication initiation
Cellular component (GO): nuclear origin of replication recognition complex; nucleus
Molecular function (GO): DNA replication origin binding; ATP binding; ATP hydrolysis activity
Source: RefSeq, a predicted model, not a curated record
GGGAAGAGGAGGAAGUCGCUACGCUUUUAACACCCCCAGCUCCCUCCUCCUUCCUAAGGGAAAGUGGAGGAACGGAAGUGGGCGUGGACGGAGACGAAAGGGCGUCACGUGUUUGGGCGGGAGAGGGGCGGGGUGGGAGAGGUGGUGCGUGCGCGGGGCAUGCUGGGAGUGGUUGUGUACCGUCGCCAACAGCAGGUGAAGCCUAGCAGAGGACGCGUCCAGCCGAUCCGGUGAAGCAAUUCCUGCAGGCGUUGGUACCCCCCUUUGCCCUGGAUUUGAAUUUGUUGAAAUGAGCAGUCGUAAAUCAAAGAGUAACAGCUUAAUUCACGCAGAGUGCCUUUCACAGGUACAAAGAAUUUUACGUGAAAGAUUUUGUCAUCAGAGUCCACAUAGUAACCUAUUUGGAGUGCAAGUACAAUACAAACACUUAAGUGAGCUGCUAAAAAGGACCGCUCUCCAUGGAGAGAGUAACUCUGUCCUCAUUAUCGGACCCCGAGGAUCAGGAAAAACUAUGUUAAUAAAUCAUGCUUUGAAAGAACUCAUGGAAAUAGAAGAAGUGAGUGAAAAUGUAUUACAAGUUCACUUAAAUGGACUGCUGCAGAUCAAUGACAAAAUCGCCCUAAAGGAAAUCACGAGGCAGUUAAAUCUGGAAAAUGUAGUUGGAGAUAAAGUUUUUGGAAGCUUUGCUGAAAACCUUUCAUUUCUUCUGGAAGCUUUAAAAAAAGGUGACCGAACUAGCAGUUGCCCAGUGAUCUUCAUAUUAGAUGAAUUUGAUCUUUUUGCUCAUCAUAAAAACCAAACACUUCUCUAUAAUCUUUUUGACAUUUCUCAGUCUGCCCAGACCCCAAUAGCAGUUAUUGGCCUUACAUGUAGAUUGGAUAUUUUGGAACUCUUAGAAAAAAGAGUGAAGUCAAGAUUUUCUCACCGGCAGAUACACUUAAUGAAUUCAUUUGGUUUUCCACAGUAUGUUAAAAUAUUUAAAGAACAGUUAUCUCUACCUGCAGAAUUUCCAGACAAGCUUUUUGCUGAGAAGUGGAAUGAAAAUGUUCAGUAUCUCUCAGAAGAUAGAAGUGUGCAAGAAGUACUACAGAAGCAUUUCAGUAUCAGCAAAAACCUGCGGUCAUUACACAUGCUAUUGAUGCUUACUUUAAAUCGAGUAACAGCAUCACACCCAUUUAUGACUGCCAUAGAUCUAAUGGAAGCAAGUCAACUGUGUAGCAUGGACUCAAAAGCAAAUAUUGUACAUGGUCUAUCAGUCUUGGAAAUCUGUCUUAUAAUAGCAAUGAAACAUUUAAAUGACAUCUAUGAGGAAGAGCCAUUUAAUUUUCAAAUGGUCUAUAAUGAGUUUCAGAAGUUUGUUCAAAGGAAAGCACAUUCUGUUUAUAAUUUUGAAAAACCUGUUGUCAUGAAGGCUUUUGAACACUUGCAACAAUUAGAAUUAAUAAAGCCCAUGGAAAGAACUUCAGGAAAUUCACAGAGAGAGUACCAGCUGAUGAAACUGCUUUUGGAUAAUACUCAAAUUAUGAAUGCUCUGCAGAAAUAUCCCAACUGUCCUACAGAUGUGAGGCAGUGGGCAACAUCCUCACUGAGCUGGUUAUGAAUAUAAUCAGUGACUUCAACUUUGGCAUUUCAUUCAUACUUCUGUAGAGAACGAAAAACUAUUGUCCUUUAACAUGAUAAUACUAAACAUUCUAUAAAUAUUUUUGUAUUUAUGUGAGACUUGCAUGUCUACUGUCUUGGCUGUGUCUUGCCUUUUAAUCAUGAACAGUUACAUGAUUUAUAACUUCAGUAAUUGAGAUUACUUUGUAAGUAGCAGUUCAGAAGAAUAAAAUAUGACUGUUUUAGGGACUA